Molecule: messenger RNA, 1053 nt
Organism: Rhodofomes roseus
Lineage: Eukaryota; Fungi; Basidiomycota; Agaricomycetes; Polyporales; Fomitopsidaceae
Product: chaperonin 10-like protein
Exons: 5
Coding region: 1-1053 (350 amino acids)
Molecular function (GO): oxidoreductase activity, acting on NAD(P)H
Source: RefSeq, a predicted model, not a curated record
AUGCCUGGACAGAAAGCCCUCUACGUGACUGAGAAGCAUAGUCCCUUCGCCCUCGGCACUGCGCCGAUAUACAAGCCUGGCCCUGGCGAUUUUCUGGUCAGGAUCGAGUCUACGGGGCUCAACCCUGCCGACUGGGCCAUCCAGGCCUAUGGUAUGAUCAUCGAGAAGUACCCGGCCAUCCUCGGCAUCGACAUAGCAGGCACUGUUGCAGACGUAGGAGAAGGUGUUACGCGCUUCAAGAAGGGCGAUAGGAUACUCACGAAAGGCACCAUUGGCAAGUACGAGCGUACCGCAUUCCAGCAAUAUGCUCUCGCAUAUGAAGAUACAUCCGCAAAGAUACCCGAGGGCAUGUCGUUCGACCAGGCGGCUACUAUCCCUCUCGGUCUCUGUACUUCGGCUGUCGCUCUGUACCACGACGGUGUCAACGUAAUCGGUGGCACAUGCGGGCUCACUCCUCCCUGGGAAGAUGGGGGCCGCGGGAAGUACAGAGACCAGCCCGUCGUUGUCCUAUCUGGUGCUGGCUCCGUCGGCCAAGCAACAAUUCAAUUGCUCAAGCUUUCCGGCUUCAAUCCCCUCAUCACGACCGCGUCACUGAGCAACGCCGAGUGGCUCAAACACCUGGGCGCGACGCACGUCCUCGACAGGACGCUCCCUUCUGAGGAACUCUGCAAUGAGAUUCAGAAGAUUGCAUCCAAGCCGAUCAUGACCGUCUUCGACGCCGCCGGGUACCCCGACACGCAGAACCUCGGGUACGACCUGCUCGCGUCCGGCGGCACGAUGGCGGCCGUGCGCCCCGACGCGGUGAAACCUGAGAAGAAGGUCGAGGACAAGAAGUCGUUCUUCAUGUACGCGGACGUGAACCUCCCGCAGAACCGCAAGCUCGGCGCGAGCAUGUUCGCUGAGUUGACGGAGAUGCUGGAUAAUGGAGACCUCAAGCCGAACCACGUCGAGGUGGUGCCAAACGGCUUGGAGGGAAUCGUCCCUGCCCUCGAGAAGCUGAAACAAGGCGUGAGUUGCGUAAAGCUCGUUGCACACCCGCAGGAGACCGCAUAG